AUGCAUAUCCGAGUUCUUGUGGUAUCGUCUUUACCAUUGCUGGUCUUCUCCAUUCCCACAAGCCUUCCUUACCUCCGAUUCGAUAACUUUAAAAACUUCUUAGAUGAUCUUUCCACCCUACGAAAUGAGAUCCAGGCACAAAAGAUUCGACCAGAUCUAACAGAUAACGAGAUUCAAAAAUUGAUCAACCAAGCUAAAACAGCAGAAGCAGCGGCGCCAGGCAAAAAUAACGGCGAAGUGCCUCCAUUCGGUCUAGUUUCCAAAGCAGUGAAAUACUUUGACUUUGUCAGAAAAGUUACAAAAGAUUUCCCUCCUGACAUCUCAAUAGCCUUAAAUAUUCUCGGGGAAAACGGUGUCUACAGCCCCGGCGAUACCGAAGAAAUCAUAAAAACCGCGGCCGAGGAAGAAAAGCAAGCGGAAGCCUCCGCAGAACAAUUCGAAGAUGACUUAGAUCUAUAUGGCACACCACCCACGAACGGUGACAUGAUAGCAGAUGAUGAUGAAUUCUACACGGCGAUUUCGGAUCCGGGAUUCGAUGUUCCGGUGAGAUAUGCUGCCGACAGGGUAGCUGGAGGGGGUAUUCCAGGUAUCGGUGCUAAAGUGUGGGGGGAUGAAGGGCCAGCGAGACGUACCGAGCCUGAGACCUAUGAAGAAGAAAAGCAGAGAGAUCCGCGACUUGGCGGUGUAGUAAGGAACCUUUAUGAGGAGGAGUUUAAAGAAGAAGAGAUGAACCAAGACUCGGAUGAUAGCGCAGAUCUAGAGGGUCUAAGAUGGUAUCAAAACUUUUUGGGGCCAGAGGACGGAUUCUUUGACGACCCUGAUGCUCCAGCGGGGGUGUGA
Molecule: messenger RNA, 840 nt
Organism: Orbilia oligospora ATCC 24927
Lineage: Eukaryota; Fungi; Ascomycota; Orbiliomycetes; Orbiliales; Orbiliaceae
Exons: 2
Coding region: 1-840 (279 amino acids)
Source: RefSeq, a predicted model, not a curated record